AUGGGAGUCGAUUUGUUGCCCGGUGGGAAGAGGCUGAUCAUUGGAGAUAUCAAUGAUGCCAGUGGCUUGAUCGAGGAGUGGAACCGGACGGCUCCGAAGGAGAAGAGGGUGAAGAACUUCCACUUGAUCACCGAGGUGAACGGUGUGGGCGGCGACGCGCAAGAGAUGCUCCGCGAGUGCCAGAGCGACCAGGUCUUAGAGCUCCAGUUGAUCAAGGUCCGCGACCCAUGGAGCCACAAGGACUUCGUCUUAGCCAAGGUCUCAGAGGACGGCAUUUGGCUGGAGCACGCCUCAGCCGCGCUCCGCAACGACCGCGACGUGGUGCUGGCGGCUGUGCUCUCGGUGGACCCCUUCGAUGCGGUGGCCAAGGCCUCGGUGGAGCUGCUGCAGGAGGCCGACUUCGUGUUGGAACUGGUGAAAGAAACCAAGGCACCAUGGCUUCUGAAGCUUCCAGAACUGAAACACUUCGCUCAGAACAAGUCCUUCCGGGCACAAUGUGACGAAGUGGCGGGCACGGGCCUCGUUUUCACGUGGUAUCAGAGCUCCACGUGCUUCUGGGACAUGAGGAAGCACUUCAGUGCCAUCACCGGUUCCGUUCCAGGCGGCAAGGCCUCUGAGGCCGUCGUGGAGGAGUUAAGCGCCAUCGAAGGAGGUCUUUCCACCGUUUGCUUCGGCGACCGUCCCGUCUUUGGCGCCUAUGCGGACGACGGCCGCUGGGAGCAUCCGCUGGGAGCCCCCUGCGGCCGGGACGAGGCACCAGUACCAGAGGAGCGGACGGGCAUGUGGAGCGCUCCUCUUGCCGGGCGCCGGGGCGAAGUGGUGCCGGAAGUGGGCUCGCGACAUCCCUGCUGGUGCUGCCGGUGGUUGGCAGAGGUUCGGGAGAAACACGUGCAGGGUGCGACCAUUUGCUGCGCAAUCUCCAAUAUCUAUGCCUCAGAGUGGGUGAGCCACUACGGCGCGGGAUCCUCGGAGCUCAGUGAUGCUGAGGCGGAGCGCUUGAAGCUACCGCGGGAAGUCUUCAAGAAUGGCCGGCCACGCAGCUGGGGCGAAGGGAUCUUCCAGAUUUGCGGUGAAAACUAUCACCGUGCUGCACCCUUGGACCCGCGGAGCGGGAAGCCCUUGGGGCACAACUGUCGCUGGGAGCGGAAAGCGCUGGAUCAAUUGGGAUUUCCCGUGUUCGCCUUCUUUAUGCCCUGA
This is a messenger RNA of Durusdinium trenchii, 1197 nucleotides long. The record is from the annotation of a GenBank genome assembly. Lineage: Eukaryota; Dinophyceae; Suessiales; Symbiodiniaceae.